Paramuricea clavata is the source of this 413-nucleotide messenger RNA. NCBI's taxonomy places the organism in Eukaryota, Metazoa, Cnidaria, Anthozoa, Malacalcyonacea, Plexauridae. The record is from the annotation of a GenBank genome assembly.
GCAGGGUAUGGAUGGUGGCAGCUGUGUCACUUGAGAAAAGAUUUGGUUUCUGGCCAUUUUCCCAAUUCAUUAACGAGAAGCCUAUUAGGGAUAUAGUCGAUUCAUAUCGUUCACAAAUGGAAUUUCCAGCUUUUGGUUCCGUAGAAUUUAAGAUGUUGACCGACAAUCUGCGGGAAAGACUGAAACGAUUUUACAUCAGCCCAACCGAUAAUCUUCCGAAGUGGUUGAAGUCGUUUGAUCGUGGCAACAUGUACAAAGUACGAAGGUAUCCAAAAUAUAUAGUGACCAAGGAACCGUUAUCGUUUAUUCAUUAUUCCCUGAAUCUCAUCUUGGAUGAAAUGGAAAAAACUGCGUUUGAAAUUGUAGAUGAAAUGGCUAAAAGAGCAUGUGAUAUGCACGAUGAUAAUAACUAG